Messenger RNA from Penicillium subrubescens, 270 nucleotides. RefSeq names its product Tim10/DDP family zinc finger protein. Lineage: Eukaryota; Fungi; Ascomycota; Eurotiomycetes; Eurotiales; Aspergillaceae. Bases 1 to 270 code for a protein of 89 amino acids. The transcript has 2 exons. The record is from RefSeq and is a predicted model, not a curated record.
AUGGACCCCUCCCUCGAUCUCUCCAAGCUCACCGACGCCGACAAGGCCGAUCUGCAGCAGCAACUGGCCAACGAGCAGCAAAAGGCGACCAUCCAGCAGACCGUCCACUCCCUCAACGAGACCUGCUUCAAGAAGUGCAUGGCCGGCAAGAGCUUUACCUCUGGAACCCUGGACCGAAGUGAGGAGUCCUGUGCUUCGAACUGUGUUGAUCGGUGGAUGGAUUCGCAGAUGUUGAUCCUGCAGAAGUUGGGGAGUAUGCGUGGGCAGUAA